Saxophila tyrrhenica is the source of this 4902-nucleotide messenger RNA. RefSeq lists its product as uncharacterized. The coding region runs from base 1 to 4902 and encodes 1633 amino acids. The record is from RefSeq and is a predicted model, not a curated record. The transcript has a single exon. Lineage: Eukaryota; Fungi; Ascomycota; Dothideomycetes; Mycosphaerellales; Extremaceae.
AUGCCUUUCGCCGACAACGUCUCGAGCGUCUCAGGACGCAACAGCAGAGCCAGCAAUGUCUCCGGCAUCACUGGAGCAUCUCGCUCCAUCCGCUCUCACCCCAUGCCACAGACAGACGCGCUUUCGAGCGCCGGCAUCCUCAGCAUGCUAAAGACAUCGACCGACUCUGGAGAUAUCGGAGCCUUGUCAUUCAACACAGGUCGCCUGCCGACUAUGCCACGCCCUUCUCAUCAGAGGAGAGGCCACCACCCGAGGCAUUCUGGAUCAGCCAACCACCACGGCAUGUCAUCUCACCACCACUAUGCUCCGUCUCAGACCUCGCGUGUCAGUUCGUCCCGCGAGUGGGACUUGGCCUCCGGGCAGCAGCGUCGCGGGUCUUUCACCAGCAUGCAAAGCAUGCCACCAUCUAUACCACCAGCACAUCUUGGAAAGUCGGCACUGCAGAUGCCACCAACCCUGGACGAUAUCAGAGACAGUCGAUCGUACUCCAUGACCUCUGCUCCACCCACUCAACCACUUCCGCGUCAUCGUUCGGCAACAAGUCUGAAGAGCCAGGGACACGAGCCACGGCAUGCUCAUGGCCGUGCUGGCUACCCGCCGCAGGUGAUGCCUGAGAAUCGACCGCCAUACGUCUACCCGACCCGUCUGAAGCGUCCCGGAUACCGCUCACCGUCGCCUGCCUUGAGCGAUACCGUUGUCCCGGGUCCACCACCUGCAGCUCAGAUGGGCAGACGUCAGCGACCCGCUCGGCCACCCCCUCAGACAUUCAACAGCGAGUACGGUCCCGACUACAACAGUGACCCGAGAUACCUGAAUGUCCGGCCGCCACCAAGAGCAAUGCCGAACCUGCCCGCCAAUGGCUUCGGUCCGCCGCAGCCACAAUACCCGUACCAAAACCAGGCUGCCAUGAGGUCAGCGCCGGGUCUCACGAUGCCGAUGAACAAUGGCUGGCCGCACCACCAGCACCCACAGCAGCCUCCACUACCUGGACAUCCUCAGCAAAUGCCGCAUCGCCCACCACAUCCCGGGGCACCAUACCCACCAAGGCCAGGUUACGCAGCGUACGGUCAUCCUCAAUACCCAGUCCACCGCGGACCGACUCCUCCGGCAGGCCCCAACAUGGUGUCAAUGGCUCAUCAUAUGUUCCACAACGCUGCACGCAUGGCUCGGCACCUCCCAUCGCGUACGGAUACACCAUUGACCGGACCGCCAUCAUCCGAUCCGCCAUCAUCUGGCACAGCACCUUCAUCAAGCAGCCCGCCCACUCCAAGGGAUCAGGACUCUUUGCAGGUGGCUGUUGACCCGGCUUUUAUUGACCCGGCACUGGCAGACCUACCUGACUCUUCAAGCCAGCCGAUGUUGGCUCACCAGUAUCUGCGAUACACAGAAGGUCUAGAGAAGGAAGCAGAUGAUCAGGAUGUUGAGGCCGUACAUCCGUCGGUCCCUCCCACUGGCUUCGUACAGCGUGUGAGAGCUAUGCUGGAGAGCAAAGCAGCAGCCGACGCAGCGAUCAUGAAGGAAGCCGAACGCGAGAAGUCAAGCAGCCAACACGGUGUCCACGCCACCGAGGUUGUUCUGGAUGCAGAUGACCUUGCUCUCUAUGCAGAGGUGGAAGAGAUCCAUGAGCUGGCGGCCAACGAAACUCCACGCUUCACUGUCAUCGAAGAGUUUGAGGCUCCUGUCGAGCUGCCUGGCUCGCCGAUCAGGCUUGCUGAGCUCAGCGCUUCGCCGAUACAGUCAAAACGACGUCUCACAAGGGAUCUUGUCAAAGCUGGGCUGGCCGGGUCGAGCGUUGACAACACAGAGAACAGCGAAGACGACGUUACUGGUCGUGCCAGUAUCGACAUGCUUGUCUCCCACAAGCCGAGCAAGAGCCACGAUGUGACAAUUGAGGUCAAUGCCGCCCAACGCAGCGUCCUGGACGAGGACGACUUACCGUCAACACCGGCGGCAGCUUCGAACAACAAGCAUGCAGAUCAGGCGAAGGCAGCAUCUGAAGCCGGCUCAUCACCGGCGCUCGGGUUCUCAGCAGCAGGUCACGCACUUGGCUUCGAUAACACGACGACUUCUGAGGACACACGUACUGAGGAUCCUUUCGCCCUUGAUGCGGACACCAUCACCCUCCAGCAUCAACAGAGCAAGGAGAGAAUGGAGAAGACCACGCCGCAUCAUGCUGAGGCGAAUCGUGAGUCCCAGCGUUCAGACACGGAGACCAACAACCCCGUCAGCCCCAUCCUCGCUGGCCAGGAGGUCAGUCGCUACUCUGCCGUCAGCCCUCUGCACACGCAGACCCUUGGCAUUGAUGAGACCUUGCGACUGGCCUCCGAGUCAGGCCAAGAUGAGACUUCUACGAAUGAGCAGACGACAUCGUCGACCGGCUUCGAUGACUCGCAGCCUCCGCCUACCCCAAAGACGCCCAAGACAUACUCCAAGUCCGUCCAGCUGCAGCCCGCCACGACCAUGACCGACACUCCCAGCAGCAACCGCCUCUCUUUGCCGCCAGACCUCAGUACUGUUGGUGACAAAACGAUGAACAGCAACUCCGAGAUGGUCACCGACGUCGCGGUCCGCUUUUCCUUGCCUCAGACCACCAUUACUGUCCACAAACCGCAGAUCAUAGAGAUACCGCCCAGCAGCUCGCCCGUCCGAGAGCUGACGGAGCCAAAGCCAUCCGAGCGAGCGCUUCAGCCAAAAGCGAAACACAACUCAGUCGCCUUUGCGGAUGAAGUUGCUCCAUUGAAGAUCAACAAGAGACCAGAGCAGCAUCAUCCCAACCAGAAAUCCAUUGAUGGAAAAGUCAACAAGACCAAAUCUAUCAUUCGUCGGCCGUCACCGAUGCAGGAAACUGCGGAGUCUGCUCACACCAAUCGCAGCAGCACAACAGACUUGCGUUUCUCGGGUAUCAAUGGGGUGAACAAACGUUUCGGCAGUACCCACCUUCCCGGGCUCAAGGAGGAGUCUGUUGAGGAGAUGAGCAUCUCUGACAAGCGUGUGAGCGACCUCACCGGUGGCUUUCAGUUCCCCCUUCCAGCUCGCAUCGCUGCCGUCAAGGCCAUGCAAGAACGCCGCAUGCAGGAGUCUGCGGAGAAGGCGAAGGCUCGUCGUGCUCUUCGCCAUCCGGGUCGGCCGCUGGCUGAGAUCCGGGACCUACCUUCUCUCAACUUCAGCCGCAUGGAUCUCAUCGACAAGCUCAACGAGGCACUGGAGAUCCGCCCGAGCAAGUCUUCCGAGGUAGUACGCCGCCGCGAGGUCUCCACCAUUUACUGCCCCUCGCCACAGCGCCCGCAGAGCACAGAACCACUCAGGGAGCGCUACACGAGCUUCUUCUCCAAGCCAGAAGACUUCUCUUCGUUUUUCGUCGACCCUGACACGGACGAUGAGCCUGAAGUCGACGACGAGAUUGACGUUGCCGCUGAGGAAGGCAUACCUGCCGUGGAAGUGCAGCCAAGCACAGAGGUCGACCUGGCCGAGAGCAACUCGCGCCCACUGUCGCCAGAGGACUUCAUCAGCGUCGCCUCGCAGGUCAACAGGCUUUCGAUCCCUUCGGUGUCGGCCCUCUCUGACCGUCUGUCGGAAAUCUUGCCGAACCUGAGGGAGCUACAACUGGACAGCAUCCUGGCCAACUUUGAAGGAGAGGGUGCCGGCUCCAACCCGCUUGGUCUACGCCCGGAGACUGUGCUUUCGAACCGUACCUCUGCUGGCUUUCGUACGCUGGCUGAGCGCGCUGAAGAGAUUGUCAAGAAUGGAACGCACGACUCGACGGUCCCGAUGACGAAGCUGCUGGGCAACAACAAGGACCUGCCACCACUGCCAGGAUCCGUGUCGGUCGACAAGAUUUCUGCUGUGCUUGCCACAGAUGGCAAGCAGUCUCCCUACCUGUCCGGAUCGAUUUCCGCGCCGACACAGCUGGGCAAGGACAUCCCUCGGCCAGCAUCUGCUCUCGUGCGUGACAAGCCACCCAUGACUGAGGAUGAAGUACGCACGCUGCUCCCGCCAGAGGGUAACCCCAUCAUCCGCAAUGGAAAGCGUGCCAUGGUCAUGUCUACAGCCAGCACCAGGCCGUGGAACCAAGAUGAGAACUAUCCUUGGAAUGGUACCAAGAUCGACAUGGAUCUCACCGUCCCUUCGCAGGCUCAUACCCGCAACUCCAUCGCUGCUGAGGUGCAGCGCGAGCGCGGUACCAAGUCGCUCGAACUAACCAGCACUGGCGAGCCUACCAACACCACCAGGGGCAUUGACAUUGGCUCGAUCUUUGAGCACAACCCUACCACCACACUUACAGAAGAACAGCUCACCGGCGUGAGCAUCACUCAGCAUUUCCGCAAGCAGUCCAAGCGUUCCAUCAUUGGCUCCAUCACCAAGAAGAUGGGGCUCGGCAGUCAUAGUGAUGGUAACACCACACGCACCAUUACUUCACCAACGCGUGCCGAGUUUGCCAGGAGCCGCAGCAGUCAAGCCCAUCGCCCCGGCGAGCGCUACCCGACAAGCAGCCUGACGCCGCCAGCGGUCUUUAACCUCGAUGAGGUCCGUUCCUUCUUCUCCGACGACAGCUCGGACAAGGACCAGAACGCCUCCUUCCGUAAGCGUCUGACGAAACUUAACAAGAGCAAAGGCAAGACUGUCCGCAUCGACUCCGGCCGCCACUCCAUUGAUGUUGCCAACACCGCUUACGACCCCGGAGAGAUUGUCACAGAGCGCAUUGGUGCGUCCAGUUCCGCCAACACCUAUGAUGGGGUCGGCAUGGGCAAGACCGAAUUCCGUAUCAAGCGGUUCGGCGAGAAGCUGCGCCAUCUCAUGGCGAAGGGAGGCGAACUUGUCAGGUCCUGGAGCCAGCGAUCAAAGCCGAGGGCGGAGAGGGUGAGGGAGGACUGGUUGUCGGACUCGUUGUACUCUGGUGUGUGA